Molecule: messenger RNA, 417 nt
Organism: Leptosia nina
Lineage: Eukaryota; Metazoa; Arthropoda; Insecta; Lepidoptera; Pieridae
Source: the annotation of a GenBank genome assembly
AUGUCGAAUUACACAGAUUUAUUGAGUAAAAUAGGUAAGGAUAGUUCACGAGCGGCGUGUAAGAAGUGCGGUUAUGCUGGGCACUUAACAUUUCAGUGUAGAAAUUUUAUAAAAGUCGAUCCCAACAAGGAAAUAGUUUUAGAUGUAAGCAGUACAAGUAGUGACAGUGACAUAGAGUAUGCAACACCUCUAGAAAGUUUACGGGAAGCAGAACUGAAGCAAAAAUUGGAGGAAAAGUUAAAGAAGGCUAAAGAAAAGAAGAAGAGUAAAAAGAGGAAGAGAGAAAGAUCUUUGAGUACUUCAUCAACAAGUAGUACUUCAUCUGACAGUAGUGGAUCACACAAGAAGAAGAAGAAGAAAAAGAAAAAGUCCAAAAAGUCAAAGAAAUCGCACAAGGAGAAGAAAAAUAAAAGCUAG